Molecule: messenger RNA, 1372 nt
Organism: Suncus etruscus (white-toothed pygmy shrew)
Lineage: Eukaryota; Metazoa; Chordata; Mammalia; Eulipotyphla; Soricidae
Product: aspartyl/asparaginyl beta-hydroxylase-like
Exons: 13
Coding region: 223-1158 (311 amino acids)
Biological process (GO): peptidyl-aspartic acid hydroxylation
Cellular component (GO): endoplasmic reticulum; membrane
Molecular function (GO): peptidyl-aspartic acid 3-dioxygenase activity
Source: RefSeq, a predicted model, not a curated record
GGGCGGGGCCGGGACGGGAAGGGGCGUGGCCUCCCAGGCGGGCCUCGCGCAGUCCAGAGGAGAGUUUGCAGCCCUAGAGGCGAGCUUGCAGCUUAGGCGCGCGUGCGGGGAGGGGAGAGCGCGCGCAGUGCUCCCCCAGGUGAGGCGCCGCUGGUGAAGUCCUCUAGCACUCCGGCUGCUGCUGCUGCUCCUCCCCGGCCCGGGCUGUGCGAGGCGUGAGAGAUGGCUCCUCGCAAGAAUGCCAAAGGCGGCCCCGGCCACAACAGCAGCAGCGGCUCCAGCAGCAGCCAGGGCUCGGGCAAUAGCAGCGGCGGCGGCAGCAGCAACAGCAGCAGCAGCAGCAGCAGGUCCGGGAGCCGGAGAGAGACAAAGCACGGAGGACACAAGAAUGGGAGAAAAGGAGGCAUUUCUGGAAGCUCAUUUUUCACUUGGUUUAUGGUCAUUGCAUUACUUGGAGUCUGGACUUCAGUAGCUGUUGUUUGGUUUGAGCUGGUUGAUUAUGAGGAGGUUUUAGCCAAAGCAAAGGACUUCCGUUAUAACUUAUCAGAGGUACUUCAAGGAAAGUUAGGAGUUUAUGAUGCUGAUGGUGAUGGAGAUUUUGAUGUGGAAGAUGCCAAGGUUUUAUUAGGCCUUAAAGAAAGACUUGCUUCAGAGCCAACUGACCCACCAGAAGAGGCUGAACUCUACCCUUGGCUGGAUGAGCCUAUUCCUGAGAGCAAAGAACCGCAGAAUAUUGAAGUACAUGAUAAAGAAGAUGAAGUCCAAGAAUCUAUUCAAUCUCACCUCCAUGAAACAGCACCCACAGAACAUGGAGAAGACCUGUUACAAGAAGAGGAUGAGCUAACAAGAGAAAUGGAACCAGAAGAUAAUUUCAUCAGAGAGAGUAUUCCAGAUGACACCUUUGAGAUCCCAGAAAGUGAACCCUUUUAUGAAGCUGAAAUUAGUUACCAUGUAGACGAUGACACAGCUACACUAGACUAUAAUCAGGAUAUGGACGAAGUGAUAUAUGAACAGGAAAAUCCAGAUGUUGGUGAACCAUUAGGCACGUAUGAUGAAAGAAAAUACCGCAGUGAAGAUACUGUAAUAUACCAAGACUAUGAUGAUCAAGCUAUGCCUCUGCCUCCUGAAGAAGAAAAGGAAGUACCACCAGAUACUUAAAGCUUCAGAAAGACUGCCCCCACUACCACAGGAGGACCACCCUAACCAUACGCUCCAAAAGAUGGCUGUGAUAGAUCUUGUGAAGUAAUUAUUGAGCAGACCAAGAUCUUGGGAAUGAACACUAAAGAUGUUUUGAAUGGAUCAUAGUCUACUGGCAUUUUAGUAUUUUUUUUGGAACCUAGAAUUACAUGUACUGUUGCAUUCUUGCAUGCCU